This is a messenger RNA of Ctenopharyngodon idella (grass carp), 17679 nucleotides long. It is a transcript of the gene dlgap2b, whose product is annotated as disks large-associated protein 2. Bases 717 to 3755 code for a protein of 1012 amino acids. The record is from RefSeq and is a predicted model, not a curated record. Lineage: Eukaryota; Metazoa; Chordata; Actinopteri; Cypriniformes; Xenocyprididae. Gene Ontology annotation, biological process: signaling. Gene Ontology annotation, molecular function: molecular adaptor activity. Gene Ontology annotation, cellular component: glutamatergic synapse; postsynaptic specialization. The transcript is spliced from 13 exons.
AGAGAAAGAGGAUCCCUUUUUCAACAGGAUCGAUUUUUUUUCCCCCCUCGACUGGAUAUGAGGCAUGGUUUUGACAUUUACAUUGAGAGCAGAAUAGGAUGACAAAUGAUAGAUAUGAAAUAAGAAGAAUACGGAUUAGUAUUCCUGAGUGAGCAGGGGCCAGUGGCAAUCAAGAAUCCUGAAUCCGGUAUCUGGUUCCAUGUUUUGCUGUGUACCAGUGGAGUCCGUGGAAGAUGCCGAGAUCGCUGCAGAGGAGCUCUAAACACACAGCUUAACACCAGCACUGGGGAGAUCGGCUCCUCUCCUCUCCACUCCUCUGCUCUUGGGGAGGCGACGGGAAAGAGAGACAGCAGAGAGAGGGGGGAACGGAAAAACGGGAAAAGACAGAGAGUAGCUGUUUUUCCCCAGGCUGCUCGGACUAUUAGCCUGUGUGUGUGAUUUUUUUUUUUCCUGGUUCUCUCUCUCUCUCUCACAUAACUGGGAUGGUUUGAAGAAGACUUAUAUGUGAUGCUUCCUGCACAGAGUGAGGAGCUGUUUAUAGGGUGAGGCAUUCACUAGCAGGGGCCGAUGGGUCCUGCCAUCAGAGCGCCACCGUCCUGUGUGUGCGAGGGCAGCGGUGGGCGUGAGUGGGAGACUGAAUCAAAGACCAGCAGUAUUCCCCCUGGUCACCAUCCAGAGAUUUCAAUGAGGAUAGUAGCCUCGCUCCACGCAGGAACAUGAAGGGCUUAUCAGGUGGUCGUGCGCCGCACCAGAUUCCCACACUGCCCCCGUGUGGACUGGCGGAGUGCGAGCAUCUCCAUGACCUGCACGGCAUGCAUGUGUCCGAUCUACGCCACUCCUACCUGCUCAGCCCCACGGAGACCUGCGUCAUGGACUUCCAUCACCGUCUUUCCCCCCGCAGCUCCAUUCACUCUGAUUGCAUGAUCAUGUCACCCAUGGUGCUACCUUCCACUGCCCCUGCCGACCAUGUCUCCAGCAGCACCUUUCCCAGAAUGCACUACAGUUCACAGUACUACGACCCAGCUGCCCGGGAAGACUGUGCAGCCAUCACCACCUCAGCCACAUCUGCUGCCGCCGCUGCUGCAACAUCUGCCUCUCACCACGGCAGCAGCAAGAGCAACCGCAUCCCCGCAAACCUGCUGGACCAGUUUGAAAAGCAGCUUCCGCUUCAUCGCGACGGCUUCCAUACGCUGCAGUACCAACGCACAUCUGCCGCCACUGGAGGGGAACAGCGCAGCGAGAGCCCCGGUCGUAUCCGACACCUGGUGCACUCCGUCCAGAAGCUCUUCACCAAGUCCCACUCACUGGAGGGAUCGUCCAAGAUGAAUGGCACUAAAGGUGACAGUGGAGGUGGGGGAAGCCAUCACCAUCACCAUGGCAAUCAUCACUCAUCCAAGCACGGCAGCAAGCGCAGUAAAAGCAAAGAGCGCAGGCACCGGUCGGGGACAGGAGGAUGGUGGAGCUCGGAUGACAACCUAGACAGCGACAGCACCUACCGCACGGCCAGCGCUUUGAGCCGCCACCAUCAUGAACACGUCGGUCACAGUUUCCCAGAAUCCAUGCACACUCACUUUGGAGACCACUCGCUCAAAACCUCCAAAAGCAACAAUGACGUCAAGUGUUCGGCCUGUGAAUCCAUGGCACCUGAGGGAAAGUUCAUGAAGAGGAGUUCCUGGUCAACACUUACCGUCAGCCAGGCCAAGGAGGCUUAUCGAAAGUCCUCCCUUAACCUGGAGAAGCCCAUGAUGCAUCAGGACUAUAAACCAUCAUUCCGGUCCACACACUACCUACAGGUGCCUCAGGAUGAGUGGGGGGGUUAUCCAGGGAUUGAGAGGGAUGACGAGAUUCCGUGUCGCCGGAUGCGGAGCAGUAGUUACGUCAAAGCCAUGGGAGAUGAUGAUAGUGGUGAGUCUGAUACCAGCCCCAAGACGUCACCUCAGAAGACUGUGCGGCCCGAUGCCCUUGUCCUCAAAUCAGCCUUGCAGAGGCCACAUAUAGACACCCAAAGCCCGGGCUACCACUUGCAAACAGCGAGAGAUAUGCGCCCUCACCCCAGCGUGUCUCUGGACCCAGCAACCAACUUCAACCCUCCACAGUUUCGCUCCAGAAACCAGAGCUACAUGCGUGCAGUCAGUACCUUCAGUCAGGCAAGCUGUGUCAGCCAGGUGAGUGAGACUGAGGUCAAUGGCCAGUUUGAGUCAGUUUGCGAGUCCGUUUUUAGUGAAGUAGAAUCCCAGGCCGUGGAGGCCUUGGACCUGCCCGGCUCUUUCCGCACUCGAAGCCACAGUUACCUGCGUGCAAUUCAGGCUGGGUAUUCCCAAGAUGACGACUGCUUGCCUUCAAUGACAUCUUCUACUGUCACUUCAACUCUCAGAUCCACAACAGGGAUCCAGUUUCGUCUCCCUACUGCCUGUAGUGCGGAUCGAACAGAAACCCCCACCCCAGCGGCAGUAACAUAUACACCUGGCUACAAGAAGACUCCUCCACCUGUUCCUCCUCGUUCCACCACUAAGCCGCUGAUUUCCGUAACAGCCCAAAGCAGCACAGAGUCUACGCAAGACGCAUACCAUGAAGGUCGGCUGCCACGCGGAGGACUUUGGUCACAGGACAGCCUUGGCCGGGUUAUCUACAACUCCACCGACAGUCUGGACAGCGCUAAAGCAGUGACCCUAGCAAUGGAGACCGCUUCCAAGCGCCUCACAUCUGCAGGGAGCUACAGCUCUGUUCAAACCUGUGAUAAGGCCAUCCUGGUGUCCAAAGCAGAGGAAUACCUCAAGACUCCACGCUCUUCCAUCGGGAUACAGGUGGAAGCGGCCACAGAUUCUGAGACAGAUAGUAAAGGUCUCCCGCAGUAUCAGUCCGUGGGUAUCCAGGUAGAGGAUGAGAAGAGGCUUGGGCGCUUUAAACGGUCUAACAGUGUGACAACGGCAGUUCAGGCCGAUUUGGAGCUGGAGGGGUUUCCUUCGACUGAAGACAAGAGUCUGCAGUUUGGAGGAUUUCAGCGGCAUUCUGAACCCAGUACGCCUACACAAUAUAAUGUGGUUCGGACCGUACGCACACAGGGCCUCUUCAGCUACCGUGAGGACUACCGGCCCUCCAGCGGACCACCCAGCCCACAGCCCGAACCCUGGCUGGUGGAACCCACUCAUGAAGCAGCCGAAUCUGGCCGUGUGUCGCCGCUCCGCCGUGAUGGCAGCUGGUUCAUGCAGCUUCUGCACAGCGAGACCAAACGUUUGGAGGGAUGGUGCAAAGAUAUGGAACGUGAGGCGGAGGAGCAUGACUUAUCGGAGGAGAUUCUUGGGAAGAUCCGGAGUGCUGUGGGCAGUGCUCACCUCCUCAUGUCCCAGAAAUUCCAGCAGUUUUACUGGUUGUGUCAGCAAAAUCUGGACCCCAGUGCAAUGCCCCGCCCCACAGCUCAGGACCUGGCUGGGUUCUGGGAUCUCCUGCAGCUCUCCAUCGAUGAUGUCACUGCCAAGUUUGAUGAGCUGCAGCAAAUCAAGAGCAACGAGUGGAGGAUAGUGGAGAGUCCAGAGAAGAAGGAAAGAAAAUGGCCACCUCCUGUUACAAAGAGGCCUCCUAAAGGUCGCGGAGCUGUUACGCGUGAGCGCUCCUUGGAUCUGCAGGACAGACAGAGGCAAGAGGCCCGCCGCAGGCUCUUGGCUGCUAAACGGGCUGCGUCUUUCCGUCAGAACUCAGCUACAGAGCGGGCCGACAGCAUAGAAAUCUAUAUCCCUGAAGCCCAAACCCGUUUAUGAAACACACAAAUGCUACGCCUCACCAAUGCGCUUCACCAACAGGGUACAUCAUUCAGCUCCAUGUCACUGCUCCACCCGUACACAUUCUCACGUGUUACACAUAUUCUUCCUCUGCUCAUCAUCUACUCUGAGCUGAGAAUAGUGGUGAGUUUAUAUAUGCCUCAAACAGAGCUCAAUGCAAAAAGGUCAAGGCAGUCUAUGCCCUCCAAGACCUGCAGCUACUGCAACCCAGUUUGGAUUUCAGUUUUAGUACGUUUAGAGGACAAAACUAAGGCUUUGUUCACACUGCACACAAAUUCGAUUUGGUUUCCAAUUUUUAGGACACAAUUCUUAUAUUCGCUUUCAUGCACAUAAUGAGUCCAAAACCACUCACUAUUCACCACAUAGUGAAUGUUCUGUAGCCCAUAAAAGAAACAUGGUUAUGGGGUAAAAAGACUGGAGGAAAAAUUAUAUUUAUAUAGUUUUAUAUAUUUAUAUAUAUAUAGUUAUAUAAAACUUUGUGUUCUCUUGCAAAACUUUUGUGUUCACUUAAAACUUUUGAGUUUCCCCAAAAAACUUUGCAUUCACUCGCAAAACUUUUGCAUUCUACCAAGAAACUGUAUUUGCUCACAAAACUUUUGUGUUGAAAAUAAUAUGAUGGGGAGGAAAACGUUUCAGGUUAUGACUGUAAACCAAGGUUUCCUCAGAAAGGGAAUGAGACACUGUGUCUUGGAUUGAUGCUAUGGGGAACACCAUUAGCAUGAACGGUGUCUGAAGCACAUGUGACAAACGCGCCAAUUUUAUUGGCUGACGACUGUCCAUGACAUAACUAGUGGAGUGCCUGUGAGUAUAAGAGGGUGUCUGUAAUACACAUCAUCAACUCUUUUGUCUGAAGGAGAUGCGUAGGCAUGCCCAAGGCAUGGCAAUGAGACGCAGUGUCUCAUUCCCCUUCUUAUGGAAUCAUGGUUACUGUUGUAACCUGUGAUGUUCCCUUUCGAAGUGGAACUCAACACUGCGUCUUGGACUGAUGCUAUGGGGAACAAAUACCCACUAUGCCACGCUGAGGGAAAGCUUGUCUUAUUAAGCUGUGAAUAUGCACAAGCAUAAUGGGCAUAGCAUAAUUUGACACUACGGAUUACUUAGCCGGAGUCAGAGCAUCAAUAAGGUGUGCAUACAAAAAGACUUAUAUAGACUGUCUAGUGCAGAGGUGGGCAAACUCGGUCCUGGAGGGCCACUGCCCUGCAGAGUUUAGCUCCAACCCUAAUCAAACACACCUGAACCAGCUAAUCAAUGUCUUCAGGAUUACUAGAAAACCACAGGCAGGUGAGUUUUAUCAGGGUUGGAGCUAAACUAUGCAGGGCACGAGUUUGCCCACAGGACCGAGUUUGCCCACCCCUGGUCUAGUGGUACCACUCCUUAAGCAACUAUCUUUCAAUAAUAGAAUAUACCCAAGCUUCUAUGCUCUUAUAACAAGGGAUUUUGCAGCCUUUACAACCUUCCUCCUUCUCUUGUGGGCCAGGCGUCAGCCUUAUGAGCCCCCAAGAGCGGAGCUCUAACGGAAUGAAUGGCUCAGCUAUGUCAGCUUCUUUUGCUUUGACACAGCCCUUGGGGAGUAUCUGCCAAAAGGAGAAUAUUUUCAACUACGAUCUUACAUAUUACUUCCAGGCGGAGAAUGCAACCCAAAUCUUCAUCCGAAGGAAUGCAAAUAAAAGAGUGGCAACAUAUAGUUGUCAAAGAUUCUCGCCAUGAAACUCAACCCCUAGGAAAACUGGGGAGCUCCAGCUCUACUUAAAUACCCUGAAUAAUUGUGAGAGAGAGCUCACAUCCUGCUUGCAAAACCCACCAAAGGGGAGUAAAAAGACCCUAAUUUAAGACCCAACAACAGUUGGGGAGGGAAUACAAAUUACUACUUCCAGAGGGAGAAUGCACUCUACCUUAGCCCUGCUAUAGCUAGUGCUUCAUCUUUUUCUUUUAGCACCAGACCAUACGGUAGUAUGUGACAGAUUACAAGGAGGGAUACCUGCAGGUGAACUUCCUCUACUUGUUAGCAUUUUUAAAUCAGGGCCAUAGUAGAGCCUUCCAAAAGCUAUAUCCCUACUUCAAGACCCAACAGUCAUCGGGAAGGGAGGUAUACAAAGUAGAGGGAAUCUAUAUGGCCCUAUAAACAAAAAAGCAGGCUACAUUUUGCCAGUAGCUCUCAUCCACCCUACUGUAACCCCAAGGAGGCUGCAGGGGAGCUUAUGCUCAACUUAUAAAACCUAUUACACUAGGGGAGAGGCACUUCUUAAUAAAGGCACUUCUUCCAGGCCCUGCUAUAAUAUUGAACAUGGGUCUUACUAGAGAGGCCUAUGAAGCACCCAUCCAAAAGGGAAGCAUACAUCCCUACUUCCAACACCCAACAGUACUUGAAGAGCGAGGUAAAUGAAGUAGAGGGAAUCUAUACUGCCCUACGUAACUCUUUUCACUCUGCAUCAACAUUUAAAGGGGUACCUACUAAGGAACUCAUUCACACGGGAGCAUAAUUCUACUUUAGACCCUAAGAUAGGAGAGAACAUAGCUCAACCCUGGAAAAAGAUACUUUCAGGAUAUCAGGGUGGAGCGAGAUGUCUUCGAGAGACAAUCAACCUCUGCCCACAGCCACCGAUCACUGCCACUCUCACAUUGGGGGGCAGGUAAAAGUAUCUUGCCAAAAACACACCAGCAUGCAUAAGUAAUCAAGCACUGCUUAGUGUACACUAUGGCUACGUUCACACUGCAAGCCUUAAUGCUCAAUUCUGAUUUUUGCUCAGAUCUGAUUUUUUUGUAUAGCUGUUCACAUUGUUUUAAAUGUGGCCAAUAUAAGAUUUUAACAGAUCAUGGUUCUGAACUGACCUGCAUGCGCAAAAGAAUGAUAGAAACAGGGUUGCCAGGUUUUUACCACAAAAUCCAUUAAAUUGCUUCUCAAAACUAGUCCAAAACUAACCCAAUCGCGUUCCGUGGGGUAUCCCGGUAAAAAUUGUGUUCCGUGGCUUAAAUAUCGCAUUAGUGUGGUCGCUUCAACCCACGGAGUUGCAAAGCAACCUGUGGCAACAGUGAAAAAUUAACCCAAUUCUGCAGGAAAAUCACGGACUUGGCAACACACACAGCGCGCUGUCAUACGUAAGUAAACGCGGAGGGCAUUAAAGUAAGUGAUUACACAUUUAUUUAUAGUGUGAUCUGCCCCGAAAGCCAGUGAAAUUAUGCGCAGGCAAUAUGAACAAUAAAGAUAGUGAUGUGACAAAAAAGAGCAGAGUUUUGAAAAUUUUAUAAUAUGAGCCCUCAUGUUUUGCUUGUAUUAUAGAGCUGUCUGACACUGUCUGAGUUCUGACACAUCAAUGCCCUUCUACUGAUUACCUUUCGCAACUGUCUAGAUAACGUUGGGUAUGUAAAAUCUUUAAAUAGACUACCAUGAGUGCAGAAUCAUGACGAAUGUUGAUCUUGAGUUACAUAAAAAUCGCAUGAAUUCCGAUAUAACUGUUGCAUUACAAAACAUCUGACCUGUAUCAGAUUUAGUGCCACAUACAGUAUGGAAGGCUCAAAUCAGAAUUGAAAAGAUCAGAUUCCAUGUGGUUUGUACUGUUCACACUGUCAUGGGGAAAACAGAUAUGAGUCACAAAUACCCAAAAAAAAAACAGAUUUGGGCCACAUUUACCUGCAGUGUGAUUGUAGCCUCAGAGCGAUUUCUGAUUCCUGUUUUUCUUCUAACCAAACACCUGCUCCAUUCCUGUGCCAAAUCGACAAUGGUUGCUUUCAUAUCAAAGCUCCAGAAGAGAACGCUGCCACAAAUCGAUCAAAGCUGCCGUUUUGCUACUUCAGCAGACAUGGGGCCUGAACCGUGAGGGUGAGCUCCCUCACUACGGCUCAUAACAGAGAGCACAUUCAGCCCCCUCCAGAGCUGAACACGCUAGCUCUAUUGGCAAGGAGGGAGCCUUCACAGAGGAUGCAACACCAGGAGAGAGAUAGCUCUUAAGCAGCACUUCAACUGGGGCAUCCCUGCAUAUUGUUAUUACAAAUUUCUCCAUUACCUCAAAAAAUCUAGGAGGAAUAAGGCUCAUAAACUAAUAUGUGGGGCAGCAGAGAAAGCAGAUAUUAUUAUUAUUUUAAUAACACCUGCCUCAUAUCUUUCUGCAUCUAAUCCCUCAGAAUCAGACACACCACAUUAUCAAAUGCUAGACUCUCAUCCCUCGAUAGAGAGUCAAGCCAGGGCAGAGCUUCUCAUGGCGAAUGCAUCACAAUAAAUACAUUCAAGUCCUUUGAGAGCUGAGUGCAUUCUGUACAUAUGCUAGUCUCUCUUAUUGUUUAGAGAGACUACAAUAACAGAGUUUUCUACCAUGAAUGCAUCGUCAUGAGUGCCUCCUAUUCCCUUGAGCCGAAGGCGCUCCAUGCAAAUGCUAUAUUCUCAUCCCUUGGGAGAGAAUAAAGCAAGAAAGAGGCUCCUAAAGACAAAAAAGCUGAUGAUGUAUAUUAUUACAGGCUCCCUCUAGUGCUAGUGACAUCAUGAACUGUCGUCGGCCAAAAAAAUUGCCGUGUUUGUCACACAUGCUUCAGACACCGGUCACAUUGAUGCCGUUCCCCAUAGCAUCAAUCCAAGACGCAGUGUUGAGUUCCACUUCGGAAGAGAAACUGUAUUUCAAUGCUUUUGCAGGAGAAUGCAAAAGUUUUGAAAAGUUUUGCGAGUAACACAAAAAAUUUGCGAGUGAAUGCAAAGUUUCUCAGAGGAAUGUAGUAGAUUUGUGAGAAAAUGCUACAUUUUUGUGAAAGCAUUCAAAUCUAGUUUUUUUCCAUCUAUUUACCCCCAUCAACAUGUCCCUUUAGGGGAUCAAUAGAAUGUCACUUAAUUCAAUAUAUGAGGAAAAAAUUUAAAACAAAGAGACUGCUGGAAUGAUGAAAAAAGUGCUUGAAAUGUAAUCUGACCCUUCAAAUGCAUUCCAAAAGAUUUUAAUCUGAUUUCAAACCACAUUUGUGUGUACUGUAGUUUGGAAACAUCGGAUUCCAAAAAAUCUGAUUUUUGCUACCUGUCUGAACAAAGCCUAGUGUAGCCCUCAGCAUAGGCACAGUUAACACUCCUUUUAGAAUAUUUAUUCUAUAGCACUGGCACAAAACUAUUGUCACAGCAUAGUCACUUCACCAACAUCAUCAUUCCCACAAACAGGAACACAAAAUGACUUUAAACUUGACUUUAUAUGGAGUUUAGAUUUAAAUAAGCAAACAAAUUUGUUUGCAAACAAAAUUAUAAAGUUUCCACUGCUUAAAAUGUUAUACAAAGCAGUUCUACUUCUUAAAUUAUCCACAUUUGUAUUUCCAACGGAAAUGUUGAUCUUGAUCCUUGUGAUGUUGUCACAUUUGGGAAUUUGCAUGAAGGUAUUGCUUCUAGACUUCAAUUUAGUUUUAGCUUCAGGGUUGACAGAUUUAAUCUAGUUCUGGACUAAACUGCACUGUCAAAAAGAGUUUUAAAAAUCCUUUUAUUCAAUGACUAAUGUUUAAAGUUCAUUCAGCCCAAAAAGGCCUUGAUAUCAUUCAGUCAUACAGUAACAGCUUGACUUUCAUUGACUGACCACCGGUUUUACACAAAAACAUUUACAGAGAAGUAUUUAUAACACCAAUCUUCCUCAACAUUCACCCUCAAGGUAGUCUGUGACAUAUAAAGGUGCAAAAGAAACUUUAAUAAUAUUACUGUAAAUGGUGCUGCUUUAUACUCUAAAAUGUAGAAGCCCCCUCCUCUCCUUUCUGCACAGCACUAUAAACCACCUGUGGACUUUUUUAAAGGGAGGUUUAACAGUGUCUCAAUGCAUCUCGGAUUAUCGUAUUUAUGGUCACUGGUUUGUUGAAAAGAUAUACUUUUAUUUUAGGUUAGACAUUUAUGUUUUUUGUAUAUCACACUUUUCGGUCCAGCAUUUGCACAAAGAUGUGCCCAUUUGCCUUGUCAUCUUUGAGAACAGAAACCCGGGUGUCCAAUAGACAGAGGUCUCUAUGAUGAAUUGUUGAAUUCAAAUACCAUAUUUUUGGUUGGGUGGCAACAACGCUCCUUUUUUAUUUCUAAUUUGGCUUGAGGUUCUUUAUUACUUUAAUUGUAGACUAAAUAAAAACCAACAGCAGCAUUAGAUUCAGUACCUUAUACUUGUAAAUAUGGUUGCGGUUAUUUUUCCCUUUACUGGCACAAUAUUAACUGUGCAUAUAAUGAUUCCGAUUUUUUUCCCACUGGUUCCAGGCCUAACUAUCCCAGAGAUGGCCGUUUGCUACGUCACUAGCUGUAUUGUCUAUCCUCUUAGCAUAACUGCUGCUUACAUUCAUAAGUUGUUAGAAAGCAGCAAAUAAAUCCUUGGCUUUUUAGCUAUUUCCUUUACCUGGCAGCCUUACAGCAUCUUAAGCAAAAAGCGUUGUGAAUGUAUGCCCUGCUCUUGCAAAAAAAAGUAAGUAAAUAAAUAAAUGAAAAUAAAAUGAAGAAGAAUUAUAAGAAGAGAAGGAACUGUCAAUAACUGUUUGUGCUCUCAUUUAAAAAAAUCAGUAAAUUCUGUUUUGCUGUAUGGGAAAAAAAAUAUUUAUAUAUUCGGUAAUGAUUUGUUUACACCAUGGUUAAAGCAAAGGGAUAGUUCAACCAAAAAUCUAUGUACUCUUAUCUCCUUAUCUUUACAAUAUGUCCAUCAGAACCCCAUUGGUUUUUGCUUCCCAGGGAACGCAAAAGGUGUUAUUUAGUGAAUAUUUAGGCCGCUCAUUUAAAAAGGAUGGUGACCAUUAACUGGCAAGAUUUAAAAAUGACAAAAUAGUAUGAGAUAUUUCUAUUCCUCUCAGUGGCAUUUGCUCGGAUGGCGCAGAACAACUGUUGCUCUCGUGUAGCCAGACCUUCAGACUGAAGGUCUGGACUCCAUAGCAGCUUUCAUUUCCCAAGGACCACCCAGAGGCCUUCUGUUCUGACUGAAAUGUAAAGCAACCAAUCACAGUUUGUUUUGUUCAGCAUCAUGUUUAGGGGCGUGAAAAUGUGAAAACAACAUCCCCACAAUAAAAGACCAGUGUGCAAUUCUACGGAGCCCCUCAAGGGACACAAAUCUAGCAAGAGAAUGCAAAAGCAUUGAAAUAUAUUUUUUCCUCCCAUCCCAUAUUUUUUUCCACUCUUUAGGGGCUCCGUACAAUUCAUUUAAGAACAUUGUGCAAGUUUACUUCAACAAUGGCACAACAAUGGUUCUGUGAACUUCACAUACUUUUGAAAUCCAGCGUUUAGUUGAUCCUGAUGAGAACUCCCCUGAUAAGGGGGUUUGGCAUCAUGGCCAUUAAAGAACGCGACACACACAUCUCCCGGAAAUCUUGGAGAAUUCAAUCAAUCAGAUAACAACUUCGAAAUUCCCAAAGUGUUUCCCAUGUUUUUGUUGUCGCAAGUUCCAUCACUAUUAUCAGUUUCCUGUUUCCUGAAACCAAACAUUCGCAAAAAGCACUGCAAACUUGUGUGGUUGGAACUACAGUUCUCGACCUGUAGUUAGAAGCAUAGUUUAUUGUUAGCAUGAUGUGGACUUAAAUAUAUAUCAAACUCUUGAGCACAAUAUCCAAGCUAACAUGCAGUACAUUCUAUAGCCUUCAUUCCAUUUAAAUAUGUCUUAGCAUGUCAACAAUCAGUGCCGUUUUUGCAGAGAACCACAUAUAUAGCCUACAGGAGUACAGGCCCGUUCAGACCAGGGACUUUAACGAUAAAGAUGUAGUUUUAGUUUUAAAAACUGCUCUAAAUGUAAAGGUACAGCAGAGUCCACCACAACUAUAACAAUCACUUUCAAAACAAUUAUUUCCAGCCAUAGGCGCCGAUUUAUGUUUCUGCCGGUGGGUGCCCAGUAUACCCCAUAAACAGAACAAUAUUGUGUGUUAGUGUGGACGCCAAUAUAGUUAUCAUUAUAGUUAUUGUUCUUGGUGUGAACGGGCCUUAAAGUGUCCUUUUUUUGUACAAAAAAAAAAAAAAAAAAAAAGGUUUUUGUGUUAAAUGCAACCAAUGUUACUACGGUUUUGGGAAACAGUUAACUAGUUAGUUAGUUUCAAUGAUACAUCACGCUACGGUGGUUAAUGUUAUGCUGUUUUACGGGAAACACACACCUGAUCUGUGAUGUGAAAGUAAGCAGAUGGAAAAUAUAAUAUCCUUUUCAUGUUUAAGAGCAUAAAUAUAGUGCAUGAAUAUCUUUUUGUCCUUUUUAGAGCUUGACAGUCUGGGUCACCAUACCUCACUGCAAAGACAAAAGCAGACAGGAGAUUCAGCAAAAUAAUUCAGUUAAAUGAAAUGAUAUUGAUAGACCUUUCAUUUUAUUGUGAAUUAUCCCUUUAAGAAACACAGUGUUGUUGAAGAAUAAGGCUGAAGUGAGAUAUGUUGAGUGUGUAAUGCUGUGCUUUUACAUGACUCAGUAUUGCUGUCUCAAUUCUUGUCUCAAUGUAUUGAAAGCACUACAUACACAGAGAAACAAUCAGCGCUUUCCAAUUAGUCCUAAUAGUUUGAGAAGAAGUUAUCUAAACUCAUGGGAAAGGUAGAUAAAGAAAUUUUGUGCUUGAGGUUCUUCUAGAGGAAAGUCACCUAGAGGAAAGACAGUGACAUGCUACCAACUGCUGCUAAAUACGUACAUUGAGGUACAGUUAUCACCUUGCACAUUUUAUAUGAAUAGAUAACAGCUGAAAUAUGAUAGUCCACAGGACGUGAUCUUUUAUCCAAACGCAAGUACAUUACUAGGUCCCUUUUACAAACACAAAGAUAUUGUACUGGAAAAAUGUGUUUAGGCAGUGCUGACAAGUUGUGGCAUAGAUGUAUCGCUGCUUGUGUAAAUGUAAAUAGCUGUAGAGUGCCAUCACCUGACACACACCACAAUCUGUUUUUUCUUUCUUUCUAUUUUAGUAGAGAUCUAGCAGAUAUAGGUAAUUAUAAAAGGUGGAAACAUCCAUAGGUGCCUUAUAAUCAGUGUUGGAGACUUAAAAUGAUUUGCAUGAGAUACGGCUUAUGCAGAGGAAAUGUCGCUUAUGGUCAAAGACUGGCGAAACCCUGCAGUAUUGUUUCUUUUCAUGCAUUUCAGAUCAUCUGAUCAUUUAGGGGCUCAAAGAUGUUAAAACAGAUGCAUGAUUGGUGGAUCAUUGUCCAGCAGAUGACAUUUUGAUAAGAAUUUUUUGCUUAGAACGUAAUUUUCAUCUCUUGGAUUAUCGUGUGGGUCUAUUGUGGGUUCUGUAUUUGAUCAGGACUGUGUGAUAGUGAUGUGUUCAGUAAAAAUUAUUGACAGCAAUUAGGAGUAUUAAUAUAGCGUAUAUUCAAAGUUUAAGUCUAAAGGUGCGGUCACAUUGCACUGUUUCUCAUACGAACAGGUGAGUGACUUUUCAUAUAAUGAAAAGUCUUCAAUUCCAAGAAUGCAAACCUCAAAGCUGCACGUUAUAGAAAGUUGGAGUAGUUAGAAAAUAACAUUUAACAUUUUAAGCAACAUAUGCUCAUUGAAAAAAUGUGCCUCUGCCUACAUUUCUCCAAAAACACCUAUAAAUUCUAUACAUUGUUGUACAUAUACAUACGCAGCAAAACACCAAAAACUAAACUUUUUUUCCUUUUCAUGCAAAUUAUGAUUAAAGGCACAGAUAGAUUAUUGAUUAAUAACAGCUUUUUUCCUUUUUUUUUUUUUUUGCACGGUUCCUUGCACAAUAUGAUGUUAAGACCUCAGAACACUUUUACCAUAAUGCAUGAUUUGUAAACUAAUACAUUUUAUACAGUUUUUUGACAUAGUAAACUUGCUCGGUAGCCCACUUGAUACAGCAUUGCACUUGAGAUGAAGUGCAUUCGAGUAGUGUUGUAGUCAAGACCACCUAAACUGAGACCAAGUCGAGACCAAGACCAGUGCGUGUCAAGACCAAAACAAGACCAAGACUUUGAGGGGUUGAGACCAAGACAAGGCCGAGACCAAGACAAGGCCAAGACCAAAGCAAGUCAGGACCGAGUCAAGACCAAGACCAGACUAGCACUCCUCAAAUUCAGCUGAAAGAUCCACAUUUACUGCCUGAGAAAUGUCUUAUUUUUAAUCAAUAAUUACAAUUAGAAUAAUAAGACACUAUAUAGAGCUGUUACCAAUCAAUUGAAAUCACUAACAACAAAAUUCAUCUUUACACUGCAGAGGUGGAACAGAAGAUGCAUCUGAAUUGGUACAAUUACAAAGACAUAAAUAAAUAAUGUUGAGAUUAAUGUUUUAAAAAUAACAUUUUGUUUAUUGAACAUUUAUAAAAAAUCAUCAUGUUUGCAAUUGUGCUCAUAUUUGUGAAAACAGCCCUCUUUCUUGCGAUAUUGCUUAAUUAUAUCAUGUUAUAAUAUAAAUAUCAAGAUCUUAUACAAGUACUUUUUUGCAAUCAUAUUUUGAAUUUUGUAGGCAUUUGUAUUCAUUUUGGUGACAUUUUUGACACAAUUCCAUGUUGAUUUCUGACCCAACACAACAGUAACAAAAUAUAUUAAAUUAGAAAUAAGUUAUUGAUUGCAUUUGAAGCAGGAAGUUUUACAUCCAAUCAAAUUAAUGAUGUUAACAAAGAAAUCAGACAAUGCAACGGCAAUUUAGCAAUAUCCCCGCAGUUGUGGUCCUGACCGGUCUUGAAAUAAAGUCCCGAGUCCUUUUAUUCUGAGACCAAGACAAGACCAAAUGAGGCCAAGACCAAGACAAGACCUUCAAAAAAUGGUCUUAAGACCGGUUACAAGACCAAGACCGGUCUCGAGUACUACAACACUACAGCAAGUACUGUGAAACACGAAUCACAACACUCAAAAGAGCUCAAAGACUUGUAGAAGCAAACAAAAAUAUCGAGGCUUCAGCAAAUGUGCUUUUAUCUCACAUUUGCUUUUGUUAACGCCAUCGAUUUGGUUUAGGGCAGAGUUCAGUGUAAGUGGUACGUUAUUGUCAAAUGCAAUAGAGCAUUCACUUUUUAGCGCGAUUCUCAGGAAAUUACAUUUCCGAAUUGCCAGAAUACAGUAUGUAGUACAACCAAUGUAAUAAAACAUUGCCACAAACAUCUGUUUCGGAUAAAACUAAAAAAGCCUUUGGUCCACUCACUGGAUAUUUCACUUUGAAAGUGUAGUGAAAUUUUAAAAAAGCAAUGUAACAUAUAUAUUUGCCACAGGCAGAUAUUUCCAAUGAGCCUCGGUCGAUUUUAAAUGUAUGUGUUAUUUGUGAUUUAUUAUUAAUAAUGUUGACAUCAUAUCCGGUUGCCCAUAUUCAUUGUGGCGUCUGAAGUGUGACCGCACCUUAAGACCGAGGAAAGUGUCAAAUGCAGGUAACUUUAGUUUUGUUCUAUAUCUGUCCUCUGUUAUGACGGACACAUGAGGGCUUCACAUUAUACAUCUCUACAAAACCCAAUACACAGUAUUAGACUAAAUGCCAGUGUCCACCUCUCGUGUGCUUACACACUCUACCAGACUUGCCAGAAUGUGCAAUAGUGUAUAAAUACAUGGCAGGCACAUGGUGUCAUUACCUCUUAGUGUGUGGUAUUAAUGGCAGGACACUACGCUAUCGCUAGUAGAGUCUCUCUACUAGUACUGAGUCUCUCUGCGAUCAGUUCAAGGCAAACAGAGCUAUUUGUCAUGCCUUUCUACUAUGCAGCAGCUCUAGUCUGACUUUUUGAAUUUCAUAAGAAACACUUAUUCACCGAAACUGUUUUACCCAUUAUUGUGAAUAUAUAUUUUAUUGAGGAAUAACAAAAUAGGCCUUGCAACCCUGUUGAAAAGAUACAUUAGAGCUGGUAUGAUGCUGGUCUAGCUGGUGGACCAGCGUAGCUUUGCUGUUCACCAGCAAAACGUACUAGUCCACAAAGGUGAUCUGGGGUGCAUUUCCCGAACGCAUCAUUAGUCAACUAUGGUCGUAAGUCCCAUUGAUCUCUAUUGGUAAUGACCCACUCUAUUGGUAAGUCCCAUUGAACUCUAUUGGAACUUACGACCAUAGUUCGCUUUGGGAAACGCACCCGUCUAGUAAAGCUGGUUGACCUAGGUUGGCCCACAAAGUUAAAAUAUCUUAAAUAAAUUAUGUUAUGACUGAAAUCCGGUCUUUUAGACUCAAUUCUUUCUGAUUUGGAUAAUUUAUGCUCAGAUUCAAAGAGAAAAUUCAUAAAAAAAAUAAAUUCUCUUAGUUCCACUAUUGCCGUAGUUACUGCAUUUGCAUUUUAAGAAAGGACCCUCACCGCAUCUAAAACACUAUAUGCUGGUGAUCAGCAAUGCUGCUCCUUUCAACAUGGUCGCAGUUUAUUUAUUCACCACUUCCCCGGAGGACAUUUCUCGCCGAUAAAACAUUUUAUAAAGUUGUGGCCCGUGUGUGCACAGAUGUAUACAGUAAAGUCGCAUAGCAAAUGCAUUACAUCAUUAUAAUAUAUAUAUAUAUAUAUAUAUAUAUAUAUUAUAUAAAAAAAUAAAUAAAACUACGCUGCCACUUUCAGUUUACUGAUGUACUGCAGGGAAGCCCUUUAAUAGGUUUUGUUAGUUUCCGAUUCUCCUCUUUGAGGGUCAGUUCCUCCAUAAUGCAAAGACGGCUAUUGUUCUAUGAACAAUGCUAUUAUUUCUUUUACUGAAAAUGUGAAAUAAUGUAAACAGCUGUUUAAAAAUACAUUGAGACAUUUGAGAGGUUAAAACUGGUGCUUUUGUCAUAGAGGUGUGUUGGAUUCAUAUAGACACGGAUUGGUUUUACCAGGACAAUCAACAUGUAUACACUCGCACUCACACAGAAACAAUAUGUUUAGUAGUGCAUAGGCCUCACUGUCCACCCUCUAAAUGGCACCAUUAUCUUUUUAAGAUACAUGUAAUUACUUAUAAUUACAAAAUUAAGCAUAAAACCAUACUCUUUACCAGCUGUUCUCUACCACACACCACCUUUUCAUUUGUCAGUCAUUCAAGGCUUCUCUGCUAAGAAAUCACAAUAUCGUAGGCAGUUGAGUGAAUGUUCAGCUGUGUAGAACUUCAGUACAGAUGUUUCGCUGCCUGUUCAGCAAUAACCUGAAUGGUUUCAUUAAAUUUCAUGGCACAGACACAAUUUGACAUCCUCGCUUUGGUAGACUAUAUGGAAAUAGUGAUUCUUUCCAUUUACAAUGCUCUGAAUAAUCGAAGUCUUAGACAAAGCAGGAUGUUGAGAUUUGUCUGUGAUGCUCUGAUGACUUUUCUGAGUGUGAGGUGAGAUUCCAGGCAGUUUUGCUAUGUAUUCACAGUUUUCACUCUCAAAUGUUAACCAUAACCCUAAAAUGAAAAUACAGUACUUUGGUCAUAGUUUUCCAUGACUAACUCAUCAAGGGGAGGGAUUUUCUCUUUUUUUUUCCAGCACAUCUGAUGUAAUGUUGUUUGAAUACGUGAGACCUCUCAUAAAUGGGCUAUAACAGUGAGUUUUGAGAAAAGUUUGGCUUCAAACUUGUUUUGAAUCAUUAAAUAUAUCAAUAAUGAGGAGAAUCUAAUGCCAAAUAUACAUUAUUUAUAGAAAAAUAUAUACAUAUAUUGAUAAAUGAAUAUAUGCCUAAUUUAAAUAGAUUUUUUUUUGCUCUAACCCAUGUUUAUUUGAACUUUAUCAAGAUUAUUUUAUAAAGCUAUGACAGCAUGCCGGAUCGUAACAAAAAUUGAAUGUAUGAUUUGAUGUUUCAUUGCUGUUAGUUGUUUUGGCAUUUUACAAAUAGUUUGGUAUUUGUACAAUUAAUUUGCUUUUUUAUUUAUAAGUUGAGUCAUAUUCAUAUCUCUAAAUAUGAAAUGUUGGGUUUUUUGCAGAUGAGGAUUGUAUGAAGGGUUUGGUCCUUCUCUGCUUUAGUUUUGCUUCAGUAUUUUGCCUAAUUUCAGAUUUGAUCAAUCUGCCUCUUUGAAUAAUUGAAUAUUAAGUAUGAUAAUUUGUUGUACAUAGAACUCCUAUUAAACUUUUUUGAAGAAAAGAAAUAAUUGUAUUGUUUUCAUUUGUUCUGAAUGUGUCAUCAUUUGACUCAAAUAUAAAAUGCUAAG